Molecule: messenger RNA, 1157 nt
Organism: Gilbertella persicaria
Lineage: Eukaryota; Fungi; Mucoromycota; Mucoromycetes; Mucorales; Choanephoraceae
Product: HSP20-like chaperone
Exons: 3
Coding region: 165-1157 (330 amino acids)
Biological process (GO): response to salt stress; protein folding; response to hydrogen peroxide
Source: RefSeq, a predicted model, not a curated record
GUGCUCCAGAAAAUUGUAGAAAAUGCCAAAAAUGGAAGUAGGUCUUUUCUAGAUCUUUCACCACAAACCCUUCGAAAAAGAUAUAUAAAGACUCAUUGUUUCCUGGCACUUUUGUGUCUCAUCAUCAUAUUCAAGUUAUAAAGUCCAAGAAACAAGAAACAAAAAUGGCUCUUUCUCAACGCUUAUUCUCUGACGCUUUACGUGAUAUGCAACGUGCUAUGGCUGUCUUUGACCAGCCCUUAUUUAGCCCUAUGUUCAACAGCGAAGUCAGUCCAUUCUUCGGUAACCAAGGCAACCGUGGUCACAACAGCAAUAACAACAGUGUCUUUGGUCGCUACCCUGCCACCGACAUUAUUGAGAAGCCCGAGUUCUACGAGUUGCAUGCUGAGAUUCCUGGUUAUGACAAGAAGGAUAUCAAGAUUGAAGUGAACGAUGGCCGUACUCUGAUUUUGAGCGGCACGAUGAAGAAGGAACACCAUGAAGGCCCUGCUUUGGAAGAGGAGCAAAAAGCACAAGAGAACAAGGCCUCCUCUACUGCCUCUGGUGCUGAUGGUGCCACUGCUGAGGGUCAGCAAGUUGUACAAAAGAAGGACCAAGACAGCCAAGUGGCUCAGUAUAACAACAGUCCUAAAUGGUGGGUCAAUGAACGUGUUGCUGGUUCAUUUACACGAUCCUUCAAUUUCCCCAACCCCAUUGAUGCUGAACAAAUCAAGGCCUCCUACCAAGACGGUAUUCUCAAGGUAAUUAUUCCCAAGAGCAACAAGAACCAAUCCAGAUUUGUCAACAUCGAAGUCAAAAAAGAAGACUCCACCAUGUACUCUCCUUUUACUAAACGGCCUGAAAUAAUUGACAGUAAUUACAUACCCCUACCAACAGUAACAAGAAAAUACAUCGAUCCUCCUCCUGAUGUUAUCUUGGACGCCAUACCAUCUUUGUCUCUUACCGCUAAGAAUCGACAGAUGGCUGAUUCUCAAGACAAGGAUCAAAAGAUGAAAAAUUCAUCUGAUCCUGUUAGAAAUAACACCCCUUCAACUUCUUUAUCAAGUCUCGGAAGCAAUCAAAUAGACCCAAUGAUUGUUACAGCUUUGAAUAGUGAAGAACAAGUGUUGAUGCCGGACAUUAGCACUUGGUUGUCUCAAACAGUAGGCAACGCUUGA